Messenger RNA from Paramecium octaurelia, 368 nucleotides. The record is from the annotation of a GenBank genome assembly. NCBI's taxonomy places the organism in Eukaryota, Ciliophora, Oligohymenophorea, Peniculida, Parameciidae.
AUGGAUUAAUAUAGUAGAAAGAGCAAGAUUCAAAGGCAUCCUUAUUAUAACAACAAUUGUAAUGAUGAAAAUAUUACAAUAAUAGAGAGACUGUAAAGAGUAUUGCAAUAUAAGAAAAGGAAAGCUAAGUAAAUAUCUUAACUUGGAUACCUUAAGAUACUAAUCAGGAUUAGCAGAUCGAAGUUAUAUGAUAGGAAUGAUUUAUCAAAUAUGGAAUGGCUGUUUAAAGAAUUAGGCAUGAAUCUGCUCUGGUUGUAAAAAUUAACUUUGAUUAUUUUUAAAGCACUUAUGUAUCGUUAGAAUUUUAGCUUUUAAAUUAGAAGAUAAGGUAAUAAUGUUUAUCUUGAAAAUUUCAAGACUUUAAUUGA